UUGUCAUGAAAGUCCAUUGAAGGAGUAUUUGUGUUUCGUUUAAUUAAUUAAAAUCUGUAUUCUGUGAAUUGAAUGAAUACACCUUAAAUAUGUAUUUCUUGUAUUUGAUACAUGUUUUGACAUUUUGAUUGAUACAUAUUCACUAACACACACACAGGCGCUCUCUCUCUCUCUCUCUCUCUCUCUCUCUCUCUCUCUCUCUCUCUCUCUCUCUCUCUCUCUCUCUCUCUCUCUCACACAAACAGAUCACAGCUCGUGCGGUGGAGACAUGAUUCAAACAGUCGAAGUCUGGAUUCAUUCAGUAGUAGGCUAUUCCAGAAGCCGAUCCGCUCCAUCAGUCCUCUUUGCCUGAAUUCCCAUGUUUUUUGACCGUCACAUACAGGGCUCAUGGGUACACUCAGAGAUCUUCAGUUCGCCUUGCAGUUGAAGAUAGAGGAGUUACGGCAAAGAGAUGCUCUCAUUGACGAGCUAGAGCUUGAGCUGGACGCUAAAGAUGAUCUCAUCCGCCGCCUGCAGGGGGAGCUCGACCGUCUGCGCCUCUCCGUCUCAGGUCAACAGCGUGCUUCAUCUGUAAGAGAGAGGAGACGAGCCCUAGUAACAGAACCCAUUAACAUGGAGCCAGAACUAGUCCUACAAAACCCUCCAAUCAGCUAUAGCAAAACCCAAGAGUCACAGAAGCUGAUAAAAGCAGUUCUUGCAGAGAACGAGUGUAUGAAGUAUCUAGACAGGGAUCAGAUAUUGUGUUUGGUGGAUUCUGCCUAUCCCAUCACGCUCAAACAGGGUGUGUAUGUCGGAAAGGAAGGCGAUGAAGGAUCCCAGGCAUACAUAGUUGAAGAGGGAAAACUGGAGGUGUCCAGGGCCGGCCAGAAGCUGUACAUCAUUGAGCCGAGGGGGAUGUUUGAAGAACUGGCUCUCAUUCAUAAACACACCUGCUCCACAACUGUCACAGCUCUUAUGAACAGCAGGUUAUGGGUGAUAGAGGGUCAGAUGUUUCAGAAGAUCAUGAUGAGAAGCGUCCUGAUCAAAAUCACCCAGUCCCUGCAGUUCCUGCGCAGUGUUUCACUGUUCUGUGUGUUACCAGAGGAUGUUCUUAUGAAAGUGUCUGAUGCUCUGGAGGAGUCUCACUACAGUGAAGGUGAUUAUUUAAUUCGAAAUGGUGGUCCAGGAGAUACCCUCUUCAUUGUUAGUCAUGGCCAGGUGAAAGUUUUAGAGAAACAAUCUGCCAAUGAGGAAAAUGUGUUAGUGUCUGUUUUCAGCAGAGGAGAUUGUUUUGGAGAGAGACCUCCACAAGGGGAUGAUGUAAGGUCGAUGAGUGUGGUUGCCUCAGGCGAUGUGACAUGUCUGGUCAUAGACAGAGAGCUUUUCCAAAAGAUAACUAGAGGCUUCAGUGAUGUCAGAACAAAUCAGAGCAGCAACACCCAAUCAAUGGCAAAUGGGUCUGCAUUUGGUGAAAUGUCUCUUAGCAGUUUUCAGGCGUUGAAUAAUCUGGUGGAAGGACAGUAUGGUCACACUCAGCUGGUCCAUCUUAAGAAUGACUUCAGACGCAGAUUUGCAUUGAAAGCCAUAAGAAAGCAGGUAAUACGAAGCCCAGGCCAAAAAGAAAGGAUCUUUGCAAAGAAACACAUUCUGAUGGAUCUCCAAAGUCCAUUUAUAGUAAGGUUGCACUGCACUUUUAAAGAUGCAAGAUACCUGUAUAUGUUGAUGGAAGCUUGUGAAGGAGGAGAUCUGUGGAAUUUACUGAGAGAGAGGGGGUCACUGGAUGAAGCUGCUGCUCGCUUUUACACGGCGUGUGUGCUGGAAGCUCUCAGUGUUCUGCAUAGCAAAGACGUUAUUCACAGAGACCUAAAACCUGAAAAUGUUCUACUGGACCAGCGGGGAUAUGCUAAACUGACAGGGUUUGGUUGUGCUAAGAAGCUGGGUUCGUUGCACAGGGCCUGGUCAUUCUGUGGGACUGUGGGUUAUCAGGCACCAGAGGUCAUCCUGCAUAAGGGUCACGGUCUGUCCGCAGAUCUCUGGGCUGUAGGGAUGUUGCUGUAUGAACUGCUUAAUGGCCGUCCUCUGUUUUCUGGCUCGGAGCAGCUAAAGGUUUUCACAGCUGUCCUAAAGGGAAUAGAAGAGGCGGAGCUUCCCAAAACAAUCAGCAGGACUGCAGCGCAUCUCAUCAAAAGCCUGUGCAGACACAACCCCACAGAGAGACUGGGCCAGAGGAAUGGUGUCAAGGACAUCUGCAAACACAUCUGGUUUGAAGGAUUUGACUGGGACCUUCUGCAGAAAAACACAAUGACUCCACCAAUAAUACCAAAUGUUGCAGGUGUUUUAAAUAAUGGAGGAUCUGCUCCCUCUACAGAAAGCCGAACCGAUUCAGACUGGGACAUUGACUUUUGAUUUUUGCCACAGUGAUAUGUAGACAUUGUAAAACAUAACGGACUCUGGAAUUUAUACAUAACACACAGCUUCUGAAAUUAAUAAUAAAUUCUAAAAUAACACGUAUGUUCCUAGUGCAAAUACAUUGUCCUUUAAAAUUUAGCAGUGUUUGAUACUGGAAUUUUGGGAUUUUGUUAGAAACAUAAAACCAAAAUCACAUUUUACAUUAGUGCAUAUACCAGAUAGGACAUAAUGUCGGCAUGCAGGAUAUUAAAGCGAGUUGACAUUUCACAGACUUUCAUUAUUUUUAGACUUGCCCUGAUGUCCAAUCCCAAGAAAUGAUUCCAGUGCAAUUGAAGAUUACAUUGGCCUAAUGGGAUCUAUCUAAUAAAAUUAUAGAUGAACUCUACAGAAUUUUUGAGUUGCAUGAAUACUUGAGAAGCAAACAAUCACAUUUAAUAGUCUGCAAUUUUAAAACAAUAGAAAAAGUGUCAUAAAGGCAAUGGCACAUAAUGCCAGGACAUAGUCUUACAGAGGGGCGGAUUCUGAACAAAAAGGACAAAGACUAAGGAUAUUUUUACAUUUUUACUUUUGGAAAUUACACAACAAUGCUACACAUUUUAAUAAGAAUUUCGAAAUAAUGUCUUUAUAUCCCAA
Triplophysa rosa is the source of this 3021-nucleotide messenger RNA. It is a transcript of the gene prkg1l, whose product is annotated as protein kinase cGMP-dependent 1, like. Bases 388 to 2385 code for a protein of 665 amino acids. Lineage: Eukaryota; Metazoa; Chordata; Actinopteri; Cypriniformes; Nemacheilidae. The transcript is spliced from 20 exons. Gene Ontology annotation, biological process: protein phosphorylation. The record is from RefSeq and is a predicted model, not a curated record. Gene Ontology annotation, molecular function: cGMP-dependent protein kinase activity; ATP binding.